AUGUCAUUCAAUUAUACUACAUGGACUCAUCAUGGGGAGCGAUUGAGAACUGUUUCAAGUUUUUCAAACCCACAACCAGUGUCGCGACCUAUUAAUGAAAUAGGAAGUGAUAAUGAUCAUGUAAUGAAUGUAAUCAACGAUCUUCAUCCACACACGCAUGUUAGUCAAAACAAUGCUUUGGAAGAGGAUGAUAACACAAUCAGUAAUGAUAAUGUGGAAGUGGAUGAGUCCAACAUGCCUAGAGAAGAACAUGAAAAGUUUGAGAGAUUAUUAAAACAAGCUCAACGAGAAUUGUACCCUGGGUGUGAAGGUUUCUCUGUACUAACGGCAAUUGUGGAGUUCAUGCAUGGCAAGGUCAUGUUUGGAAUGUCCAACACAUGCUAUGAUUAUUUCAUGGCACUUUUCAAACGGAUGCUUCCGAAAGAUAAUGUUUUGCCUCCAUCACAUUAUGAAGCAGAUAAGAUUUUGAAAGAUUUAGGGUUAGGGUGUGAAAAAAUUCAUGCCUGCAAGUAUGAUUGUGUGUUGUUUUACAAAGAAAAUGAAGGGUUAGAUCAGUGUCCUGUUUGUAAUGAGCCUAGGUAUCAUAAGAGUUCUCCGGACAAGAAGCGGAAGAUUCCGAGAAAAGUGCUAAGAUAUUUUCCACUUAAGCCAAGAUUGCAACGGCUGUACAUGUCAGUGCACACGGCCAAUGAUAUGAGGUGGCAUAAGGAAAAAAGGGUUGAUGAUGAUGUUAUGCGACAUCCCGCUGACGGAACUGCAUGGAAAGAGUUUGACAAUAUAUAUCCUGACUUUGCAGCAGACCCUCGGAACGUGAGGUUAGGCCUUGCCACGGAUGGAUUUAAUCCAUUUAAUAAUAUGAGUAAACCUUAUAGUAUGUGGCCUGUGGUGGUUGUUCCAUAUAAUUUGCCGCCUUGGAGAUGUAUGAAAAAAGAAUUUUCCAUUAUGACAUUGCUAAUCCCAGGUGAUAAAGCACCUGGAAGAGAAAUCGAUGUGUAUUUACGACCAUUAAUUGACGAGCUGAAAGAAUUAUGGGAAAAUGGUGUGCCGACAUAUGAUAAGGCUACUAAUUCUGUGUUUAACUUACGUGCGGCAUUGAUGUGGACAAUCAAUGAUUUUCCAGCUUACGCAAAUCUAUCGGGAUGGAGCACUAAGGGCUAUAAUGCAUGCCCUGUUUGUAAUGAGGACGGAACAUCAGAAAGGUUUAGCGACAAGAUUUGUUACAUGGGACACCGACGGUGGCUACCUUGGAAUCAUGCAUGGCGGGAUAACAAAGACUCUUUUGAUGGGAGAACUGAAUAUCGUGCUAGACCUCGGGAGUUCUCAGGGGAAGAGAUUUUAGCACAAGUUGCCAAUUUAAAUUUUGGUCGGAUGGGUAAACACGACAACAAUCCGGACAAGAAAAUGAAGAAAACGCCUGAGCAUCGAAAUUGGUCGAAAAAGAGUGUGUUCUUUGAGUUGGAGUAUUGGUCAAAGUUAAGAAUCAGGCAUAACUUAGAUGUCAUGCACAUCGAGAAGAAUGUUUCUGAUAGUGUUGUUGGAACAAUACUGGACCUAGAAGGAAAUCUAAAGACACGCACAAAGCUCGCAAUGAUUUGA
Pyrus x bretschneideri (Chinese white pear) is the source of this 1596-nucleotide messenger RNA. RefSeq lists its product as uncharacterized. The record is from RefSeq and is a predicted model, not a curated record. Bases 1 to 1596 code for a protein of 531 amino acids. The transcript has a single exon. Lineage: Eukaryota; Viridiplantae; Streptophyta; Magnoliopsida; Rosales; Rosaceae.